GAUGUAGCGAGUCGUUGGCAUUCCCCGUCUCUAUCUUUGGUUCUCGUCUCGCGAGCGCAGCUACGAGACAAAGCACACGUAGUACUAGUACUACUGCGCCGUUGCCUGCCUGCCUGCCUGCCUUGCACCACCACCACCACCACCGCAGGCCCGGUCCGGUCCGGUCCGCUACUAUACAAACCAGCCCAGCAGCGAGAGAGGGGAGGAAGAGGAGGAGGAGGAGGGGAGAGGGGGGGCCGGGGUCGGCACGGCGGGCAGAAUUGCCUCCUGCUGCGUGCUGCCAGAGAGAUCGCACGGACAUCGGAGGGAGGGAGCGAGGAGGAGAGAUCCGUCCCGGAGUGGCGGCCUCCGGGGAGAUCGAUCGGUCUCGGUCUCGGUGGAUGGGGAUGGCGCCCGCCGGGUGGGUGGCCGGGCUGGUGGCGGAGAGCUUCUUCGUGGCGUGCCCCGCGCACGAGUCCCGCAAGAAGAACGAGCGCAACAUCUUCUGCCUCGCCUGCUGCGCCAGCAUCUGCCCGCACUGCGCCCCCGCGCACCGCCACCACCCGCUCCUCCAGGUGCGGCGCUACGUGUACCAUGACGUCGUCCGCCUUGGCGACCUCGAGAAGCUCAUCGACUGCUCCUGUGUUCAGAGCUACACGAUCAACAGUGCCAAGGUGAUCUUCCUGAAGCCGAGGCCUCAGUCCAGGCCUUUCAAGGGCUCCGGCAACAUCUGCCUCACAUGUGACAGGAUCCUCCAGGAGCCCUUCCACUUCUGCUCCCUCUCUUGCAAGGUGGAUCAUGUGAUGAUGCAGGGAGGGGACCUGUCCAACAUCCUGCAGUACUAUGGCGGCAGCGGUGUGGCGGGGGACCCGGACCGCCUCGCCUUCCCGAGGUUCGAGAACCUCCGCGUCGAUGGCUCGGACCUCGACGAUGACACCGACGGUGGGCAGGUGACCCCAAACUCGAUCCUCGAGGACCCGACGCAGCACUAUGGCAAUGGCGGUGGCGGGGGAUCAAGUGACAAUGGAGGCGACACUAGGGUGGAUGGCGGUGCGCGGCGCGGCGGCGAGGCGGCAAAGAGGAAGAAAGGGGGAGGGUUCUUCCCCCAGAUCGUGCUGUCGCUUGGCGGCGGCGGUAACAGGAGGAAGGGUGCCCCCCACAGGUCCCCUCUGGCCUAAGCUCUUCGUAACUUCGUUCAUGUCCCUGCUACUGCUGCUCGUUAUCACCAGCUAUAGCUAGCUGGUAGUAGCGGUUGCAGUGACGGUGGCGUGGCUAUUAAUUAGUAGUGUGUUAUAAUAGUCUUAAUGGUGAUUAGCCUUGUAGAGAUCAGACGAGAGCUGGUUGGUCGGUUGCUUGGGGAAGGGCCUGGCCUUGUGGAUCCGUCUAGCAGCUUUGCUAGGGCCAUGGCCACCUCAAGGCAGUUGUGUGUGUGUGUUGAUGAGACUUAAGAAAGAUGGAGAGGGAGAGGGAGAGGGAGAGGAGACGGUUGUAAAGCAGUUCCCUUGUUACAGGCCUAGGUAGGCACUGGAAAGUGGGGCCCACAUUUGCAGGAUGGGGCCCAUACGAGGUGGCUACCAAUUUUGUAUUUGAUGUAACAAGGGUUACUUGCAUACACUUCCACACCUAUAUAUAAGUAAUAUAUAAAAAUUCCCCCAGACUGAA
Molecule: messenger RNA, 1641 nt
Organism: Sorghum bicolor (sorghum)
Lineage: Eukaryota; Viridiplantae; Streptophyta; Magnoliopsida; Poales; Poaceae
Exons: 4
Coding region: 381-1157 (258 amino acids)
Molecular function (GO): zinc ion binding
Source: RefSeq, a predicted model, not a curated record